This is a messenger RNA of Amphiprion ocellaris (clown anemonefish), 3878 nucleotides long. RefSeq names its product calcium channel, voltage-dependent, gamma subunit 1b (gene cacng1b). The coding region runs from base 683 to 1369 and encodes 228 amino acids. Gene Ontology annotation, biological process: regulation of calcium ion transmembrane transport via high voltage-gated calcium channel; calcium ion transmembrane transport. NCBI's taxonomy places the organism in Eukaryota, Metazoa, Chordata, Actinopteri, Pomacentridae. The transcript is spliced from 4 exons. The record is from RefSeq and is a predicted model, not a curated record. Gene Ontology annotation, cellular component: L-type voltage-gated calcium channel complex; membrane. Gene Ontology annotation, molecular function: calcium channel regulator activity; voltage-gated calcium channel activity.
UUGGACUGAAUAAGAAUGUGCGACAGAUGAGAUGCAGAAUGUUCCAGAUAGAUGAUUGACUGAUUGGCAUCGCGAUGAAAUAUUGAACGGCGGUGUCAAAACUCGCUGGAGGUUUUGAUUAGAUUCGUCUCUGAUGCUGCACAAGUGGAACACUCGCAAUCAAUAGACCGUGACUAAACUUUUAAAUGAAAGUGUCCAAUCUCCGCCCAGCUCUUGUCAACACCACAACGCUCAGGUAAUUGGUGUAAUCGGUGCGAGUGCUUCCCGGUUCGUCUUCGUCUCGCUGCUGAAUGGCCUCAGCUCACCAAAGGCAACCAGGGAGGGAGAGGAGAGGAGCGAGGUAGAAACUAGGGCACUGUUAUCUGGCCCCUUUUUACCAACCAUCAGGCACAAAGCAGAGAAAGAGAAAGAAGGCGCCUCGGACAGGAGAGCAGAGCGAGGACGCCAACAGCGAAGUGGAGCUGGAGACGAGACGGGGAACCUCCGGAGUCAACAACCACCGCUGAGCACCUGAAGACAAACAACACAGCGGCAACCUUGACUGUCCUGCGCAGCCUUUCCAAUCACACACACUCUCAUCUGCGCGCACACACACACACACACACACACACACACACACACACACACACACACACACACACACACACACACGUGCAAACACGCACAAACGUCAGGCGGCAACAUGUUUGACGAGCAGGCGACCAAGGUCAAGAUCACGUCGGUGGUGAUCGUGGUGGGAAUGUCGUCGAUGCUGGCGGCGGUGGUGACUGACCACUGGGCUGUGCUCAGCCCCCGAGUGGAGAAGCUCAAUGCCACCUGCGAGGCGGCCCACUUCGGCCUCUGGAGGCUCUGCAAAAAGAGCAUCUUCAUCGUGGAGGAGGACCCUCAGGGCAAAGGCUGCGGUCCCAUCAGCUUACCUGGAGCAAAAAACUGCUCCUACUUCAAACACUUUACAUCGGGGGAGGAAGCUGAAGUUUUUGAAGUCAAGACCCAGAAAGAGUACAACAUCUCAGCGGCAGCCAUCGCCAUCUUCAGCUUGUUCUUCAUGAUCCUCGGCUCCCUGUGCGUCAUCUUCUCCUUCGGGAAGGGCCGGGACUACCUGCUCCGGCCUGCUGGGAUGUUCUUCGCCUUCGCAGGCCUCUGCAUCAUCAUUUCUGUCGAAGUGAUGCGUCAGUCCGUCAAGCGCAUGAUCGACAGCGACGAGACCAUCUGGAUCGAGUACUACUACUCCUGGUCCUUCACCUGCGCCUGCGCCUCCUUCACUCUCCUCAUCCUCAGUGGCGCCGCCCUGCUGCUCAUCUCGAUGCCCCACAUGCCCCGCAACCCCUGGGAGACCUGCAUGGACGCCGAGCCCGACACCUUGGAUUAGCUGUAGGCAGUGUAAUGAAACAAAAAAAAAAACAAAAAAAAAAACUAUAAAAACACAGCUGGUUGUGCAUAUUUUAAUCCUUUAACUAUCUACAGUGCCAUGAAAAAGUAUUUGCCCCCUUCUCAAAUUCUUCUUUUUUUGCAUAUUUUCUCCACUUUAAUGUUUAAGAACAGCAAACAAAUUUAAAUAUCAGGCCAAUACAACCCAAGUAAACACAAAAAGCAAUUUUUAAAUGAUGAUUUUUUUUUUUAUUAAGGGAAAAAAAACUAUUCAAAGCUACCUGUUCCUGUGUGAAAAAGUAAUUGCGCCUUAAACCCAAUAAGUGGUUGGGCCACCCUUAGCAGCAACAACUGAAAUCAAGUGUUUUCUAGAACUGCCAAUGAGUCUCUCACAUCUCUGUGGAGAUAUUUUUGUCCAAACUUUGCAGAAUUGUUUUAAUUCAGCAAAACUGGAGGGUUUUCCAGCAUGAACGGCCUUUUUAACCCUCGUGUUGUCGAAAUUGACCCGUUUUAGGAUUUCGUUUGGAAGAUUUUUACUCAUUUUUUGAAAAUAUUUACAUGAAUUUUCUUGCCAAAUUUGGGGGAUUUUUUAUUAUUUUUUUUUUUAAAUAAAACUUUCAAGGUAAACUUUUAAGGAAUUAUUGGAAUUUUCUUCCUGAAAGUUUUGCAAAUUUUCAGAAAUUUGGGGAAUUUUUUUGCUGAAUUUUUGGAUUUUUUUCAGACAAAGAAACAAUAUUUUUCUGGGGUGCCCAUAAGUGAAGACAACAGGAGGGUUAAAGUCCUGCCAGCAUUUCAAUCAGAUUCAAGUCCAGAGUUUGACUCGGCCACUCCAGAACCUUCAUUUAGUUUUUUUUCAGAGCUGUUCAAAAGUCAACUUGCUGGUGUGUUUUGGAUCAUUGUCCUGCUGCAGAACCCAGUGAGCUUCAGCUUGAAGUCACAAACUGAUGGCCAAACAUUCUCCUUCAGGAUUUUCUGAUAGAGAACAGAAUUCAUGGUUCCAUCAAUCACAGCAAGUCGUCCAGGUCCUGAAGCAGCAAAGCAGCCCCAGACCAUCACACUACCACCACCAUGUUGACUGUUGGAAUGAUGUUCUUUUUCUAGAUGUAACGAGACACACAUCUUCCAAAAAGCUUAACUUUCAUCUCAUCAGUCCAUAGAAUAUUCUCCAAAAGUCUUGGGGAUCAUUCAGAUGUUUGUUUGCUAAAGUAAGACGAGCCUUCAUGUUCUUCUUGGUCAGCAGUGGUUUUGGUCUUGGAAUUCUGCCAUGGAUCCAUUUCUGCUCAGUCUCUUCCUUAUUGUGGAGUCACUGACCUUAACUGAGGUUAGAGAGGCCUGCAGGUCUUUAGAUGUUGUCCUGGGUUCCUUUGUGACCUCCUGGAUGAGACGUCGCUGUGCUCUUGGGGUAAUUUUGGUAGUGAAGGUUCUCCACUGUUCCAUGUUUUCUCCACCGUGGUUCUCUGGAGUCCUAAAGCUUUAGAAAUGGCUUUGGAAUCCUGAUUUCUUGACUGAACAGGUCUGCAGGUAAUCAGGCUUGGAUGUGGGCAGUGAAAUUGAGCUUGCUUUCCAAAAAAUGUGAUUAGCCACAGUUAAUUCACGAUUUAACCAGAGGGGCAAUUACUUGACACAGGGCAGGUAGAUUUGGACAGCUUUUUACCCUUAAAGCAUUUAAUCAUCAUUUCAAGACGGUAUUUUUGGUUUAUUUUGGUUAUCUUUGUCUGAUAUUUAAAUUUGUUUGGUGGUCUUAAACAUUUAAGGUCAUAAAAUAUUCAAAAAAAUAACAAUUUGCAAAGGGGGCAAAUACUUUUUCAUGGCACUGUAUAUCAUGCAUUACUUGUACAGGAAUAAGAAAAGUACACUUUUAACAACUGAAACUAAAAUAAGAAGUCUAUUUUCCAAAGUUGUAAAGCGUUUUUAGUCUGAUUUCACACCUUCUGUGUCCAUUAGUUUCUGUUCUUGUUAGUAAAAAGCUUGGUAAAGCAUUUAGAGGAAGGGAUUAUGUUGUCGGUGAGUUUAAGAGCUAAGAAAUAAUUAAGCAACCUGUCAAAAAAUGGCCUUUAUACUACAAUUUCCAACCUCAUGCUGUUGUUUUCUCUCAUGUAAUUAUUGUUUGAGACAGUUUAUGAACCUACUGUAGCUUAGAAACACAUUAUUUUUUUCAUGUUUAGGCCAUAAGUAAUUAAAAGUAAGUAAAAUUUCCAAUAAACUAUAAGACUACUUGUACUUUUGCAAAUAACUGUUUCUGUAUUUUAUUCUCCUUUUUGGUUAAAUAAGCAGAAAAGCCCAGGAAGGUAUUUUACAGCUAAAAAAGUGUGUUUUUUCCUUCAACCACCGUGUCUGUAAGCAUUGUUUUUUAUUCUUUAUUCUCUCAAUAGCAGAUACCUGAAAAAAGAAAAAUGUGAAUCUAGGGACAGAGUUAUAUUAAUUUUAGCAUCAUAUGGAAAAUCAGGAUGCCUCCAUGUCGAUGUUGAUGCAUUUUUCCCCCCAAAGACCCUGAAAUAAACGACUGUUAA